Talaromyces amestolkiae is the source of this 1005-nucleotide messenger RNA. RefSeq lists its product as uncharacterized. Gene Ontology annotation, cellular component: membrane. Gene Ontology annotation, biological process: transmembrane transport. The transcript is spliced from 3 exons. Gene Ontology annotation, molecular function: channel activity. Bases 1 to 1005 code for a protein of 334 amino acids. Lineage: Eukaryota; Fungi; Ascomycota; Eurotiomycetes; Eurotiales; Trichocomaceae. The record is from RefSeq and is a predicted model, not a curated record.
AUGGAACCACGCAAUCCGCCGCCUGAUAAUGAAAUGGGUGGUACUGAAAUCGCCCAGCCACCCAGGUAUUCGGGCCCUAUAACGGGUGUGCAGCCGGCCGUACAGCCCUUUGCCGGUCGUAUCGGUGGCAAUCAGGCGCUGGUACUAGACCGGAAUGAUCCCAAGAAUUCGGAUUACCUAAAGGCAGUGCCGGACGCGGCACCGUUCAUGAGAAUAUCUGAAGCGUUGGAUGUGCGCGGUUUUCUUGACUUGAAUCUCUGGAAGUUUGCUGUCGUCGAGGGCGUAGCCUCAUUUUUGCUCAUCUUCAUCACCGGCUGGAUUGCCAUCCAGCCCAAACCAAGCUCGUCAUCAUCAGUAUCAACAAACACAAGUUCCGCGGGAGUCUUCGGAACCACAACCUUCUUAGGCCCUCUGGUCGGCGGAAUCACGAAUUGGCUGUUCCUCACUUUGUUCAUCUACUGUUUCGCACCCAUUAGUGGUGGCCACAUCAACCCCACCAUCACACUGGCUACCUUCUUUGCACGCCUUAUCUCUUUUCCGCGUAUGGUUCUGUAUCUCAUUGGGCAAACAGCCGGUGGUGCACUCGCAGGUCUAGUGCUCAAAGACGCCUACGGAUCAUCGGACUUUGCGGCUGGCGGUUGUCUUGUCGAGACAAAUCUGGUUGAGGUUCGACAGGCAUUCGUGUUGGAGUUUAUGUGCACUCUGACUUUGAUCUUUAUUGCGUUUGGGGUAGCACUGAAUCCGAGGCAGGAGAGAAUUUAUGGUCCGGCGUUGGCUCCGUGGCUUGUAGGUUUGACUUUAGGUCUGUUGAGCUGGGGAUCGGCGUAUGAGAAACCUGGGUAUGCUGGUGCUAGUAUGAAUCCUGCUCGUUGUUUUGGUAUAUACGUUGGCAGUGGGUUCCCUGGAUAUCAUUGGAUACACUGGGUUGGGGUUAUCUGCGCCACUUUAGCACAUGGCGUAUUCUACCAAUUACUACCACCUUGGAUUUCUGAGAAGGCGAAGUAA